Messenger RNA from Phalaenopsis equestris, 654 nucleotides. RefSeq names its product WUSCHEL-related homeobox 13-like. The record is from RefSeq and is a predicted model, not a curated record. Gene Ontology annotation, molecular function: DNA-binding transcription factor activity; DNA binding. The transcript has a single exon. The annotation marks the transcript as partial. Lineage: Eukaryota; Viridiplantae; Streptophyta; Magnoliopsida; Asparagales; Orchidaceae. Gene Ontology annotation, biological process: regulation of developmental process.
UUUAACCAAAGCAUACUAAUUUCUGACCAUUCCAAACAACAAAAGGAUCCGAAGAAAGAACUCCGGAACCAAAACCUCGUUGGAACCCGAAACCCGAACAGAUUCGGAUCCUAGAAUCCAUCUUCAACUCCGGUAUGGUCAAUCCCCCACGUGACGAAAUACGUCGCAUCCGCUCUCAGCUCCAAGUCUACGGCCAAGUCGGCGACGCCAACGUCUUCUACUGGUUCCAGAACCGCAAGUCCCGCAGUAAGCACAAACAGCGCCAUCUAAAGUCAACCCCCGCGGCCGCCGCCGCCGCAAAGUCAACUCCGCCGCCAUUAACGCCUGCAUCCUCAACCUCCACGUCGGGCUCGAACACCAAACAGAUCGUCACCACUCUUCCGGCUCUGAGCACGUUCUUCGAUCAGAAUUUCUUACAAGCACCAAUCUUGAUGCCGGAGCUGAGCUUAGAGUCUUCUGUUCUUCUUCCGGCGAGUUACCAGAUUUCCUCCGGCGAACUUUCCGGCGGAUCGCCGGCGGCUUGGGAUCUGAUCAUGCAGGAAGUUUUUCCGAGUAAGAGUGCGGGAGCUUCUAUUGGCUGUGUUGUUUCGGGUGAUGAGGAAAUUGCCGUGGCUACAGGAACGGCUACACCCGGUACUGUCAAUGAGAUAAAAG